AGUUUUCCUCUACAUGGAAGCUUAAUACUUAUAGUAAAAUUGUCUUUGUAUUGUUUUGUGCUUUGCUUCUGCUACGAUUUAGUGUACUUGUUCUUAUCUUCUCUCUUUUUACGCUUCUUUUCAUCUUCUUGAAACCUUGAAUUUCUGGGGAUCGUAAUAGAAUUCUCAUUGUAAAUUGUGUUUCUUGCUUUGUGUUUAUUAUUUUUUUAUUUGUUUGUUUGGGUAGAGUGUUCAGCUCUGAGAAUUAUUUGUUUGAUAUGACCAUAAAUGCGCUUACUGGGUACUGAUAUAUAUUUUUUUUUUGUAAGUUUUAGUUUUUAUGGUUACGCGAUUGUCUUCGUGGUUCAUUUCGGGUCCAAAAAUGGAUCUGGGUUUGUUUUGUUUUGUUUUGUUUCGUUUCGUUUUAGUUUGUGACUGCUCUCUAUUAUUGCGUUUGUUUUUUCUGAAUAUUGCUUAUUUACUAGGAAUUUAUAUGCUGAUUUGUCUUGAGUAAUAUCUGUUAACUGUUAAUAUAUAGCGAAGUUUGAUUUCACAUUUUAAGUUUCUUUGUGGUUUUUAUUAUUUUUAUGUCCUGUCUUUUGAAUUAUUACUGUUUAAUAUUCUGAAUUUUGAUCAAUAGUAAAAAAAAAAAAAAUUGUGUAUGUUUCAUGGAGGGUUGGAACUGGGAAAUUUCGUUAUCUGGUGAGUAUUUCGAAUAUUUUGGAAGUAAGAAGAAAUACACUGUUCUGAUAGCUCAUAAGCUUCUGGACCUUGCCAAUUGCCAUUCCUUUUUAUUUAUUUAUUUAUAUUAUUAUCUGUAUAAAUUUGUAGUCUUGUUUAGAUAUCUCAUGGAAGUAUGAGAAUACUAUUAUUCUUGCUAACUUAUCACUACAGAAACAUUAACAACAUGAGACUUUUAGAUUCAAAGAUGGAUGGAAUGCAAGAAAAUAAUUGUGCGGCUGUUCUUGGCGAUACAUUCACUGAGAAUUUACUUUCUCCAGAAUCUACUGAUGUAUGUGAUGAAUAUAGGGAUCUAGAAUUGCUUCCUCGAGUUGGAGGUGAGUAUCAGGUCGAUAUUCCAUCUCUAGUAGCAGAAUCUGACUGCCUCUUGGACACCAAAAAUCCAGCUCACAUUCCCCAUACAUUGCUUAUGGGACUACCAAUACCAGUAACUUGGAUCAAUGAAGAAGUUGGAAGCCAUAAACAUGAACCAUCGGAAGCUAAUAGUCAUUCAGUUGAUACCUCAGGAUGUGCUAAAAGGACCCAAAAUGUUACUGGAAGGCGCAAUUUGAAACCAAAAGUUGCGCCUAAGGAUAUAGUAUUGGACAUAGGGACUGAAACAGAUCAGAAGCGUGGUGGCAAAGGCUACUGUUUGGUUCCUGGUUCAACACAUGACUCAUGGAGCGAUAUUGAUAAAGCCAGUUUUGUCCUUGGUUUAUAUAUCUUUGGAAAGAAUCUUGUUCAGGUAAAGAAAUUUGUCGGGAGUAAAGGGAUGGGGGAAAUUCUUUCAUUCUACUAUGGAAUAUUUUAUGGGUCUGAGAAAUACCGUAAGUGGUCAGAAUGCCGGAAAAUAAAAAGCAAAAGAAGUGUAUACGGACAAAGAAUUUUUACAGGAAUGAGACAACAGGAAUUGUUAUCUCGUUUACAACCCCAUGUGUCAGAGGAAAGCCCAAAUACACUAUUGGAGGAUUCCAAGGCACUUGGGGAGGGAAAAAUUUCUUUGGAAGAAUAUGUUUUCGCUUUAAGGGCUAAAGUUGGGUUGACUGCUCUUGUGGAGGCAGUUGGAAUUGGUAAAGGGAAGCAAGAUCUCACAAGCAUGGCCAUGGAGCCUUUGAAGUCUAAUCAAGUUGCUGCUGGCCGUCCAGAGAUACCUAUUGGCAAAGCAUGGUCCAAGCUUACAUCUGUGGAGAUUAUCGAUUUUCUAACAGGAGGUCACAGGUUAAGCAAAGCACGGUCAAGUGAUCUCUUUUGGGAAGCUGUUUGGCCUCGUUUACUAGCAAGAGGUUGGCACUCUGAGGAGCCAAAUAAUCAUGGUUGUGCUGCAGGGCCCAAGAAUCCACUGGUCUUUCUUGUACCUGGUGUCAAGAAGUUUUCAAGAAGGAAAUUAGUGAAGGGAAACCACUAUUUUGAUUCUGUCAGUGAUGUCCUGAGUAAAGUUGCUGGUGAACCUGGUCUUCUUGAGCUUGAGCUUGGAGCUGAUAAGGGAGAUAUUAGCAAGGAAGAAAAUGGAUGGGCCAAUAAAACUGAAGUGAACAAAGCAGACUCUGCUGAUCAGCAGCGGCACUGUUAUCUCAGGCCCCGUACUCCAAAUCGUAUGGAUGCCAUGAAGUUUACAGUUGUGGACACAAGUCUUGCUAACAGGGGAACAAUGAAGGUUAGAGAAUUGAGAAGCUUGCCAAUUGAAAUGAGGAGUGCUCCCAACGCCAGAAGUCAUUCUCAAGAUAGUGACACAGAAACUUCUGAGUCAACAGAUGAAUCUGAUUCUUCUGGUACCAUGUGUUCUGAUAGGGAAGAGCAAAAUGGUUUGAAACCAACAAAGAUGGACAUUGAUGGGUCUUUUGACAGGUUGGUCAGGAAUUCUUCAAAUGGGGCUGAUUUUGAUAUGGAUGUACCUUCUGAAAAGAUCCCAAGGAAUGCUACAAAUGGGCCCUUGUCAGCAGGUGGCCCUGAUUUGACUAAUGCGCCUGUUGUAAAAUUGUCAGACCAGAAAAGCAGUAUGUGCAAUGACAUACAAGCAAGAGAUGGAAUAAAAGUCGAACUGAGCCAGAGAACAAAACCUAGCAAUAAUGUUCAUCUAGCCCCUGUUACAAAAAAACGUCGGAGAUUAAAUGCUUGUAAUCGCAAAGAGACAACCAGUGGCACAAUGAAUGAAUUGGCGGGUUCGAUGGUAAAACAAGAUGAGACCAGAUGCUGUGCUGGCUAUGCUGAUUCCGGUGAGAGUGUUACCUCUGAAGUUGAUUCAUCAAUUAAGAUGUUACCAUCCACCAGCUCUCUGUCUAAGGCCAGCUUAGUUGUAAGUAGUGAAGGCACUCUCAGUAAUACAAUUUCUGGCAUUGAACAUUCUAGUGAAGAACCUUUACCUCGAAGGGUGAUUGACCUAAACUUGCCCAUGCUUCCAGAUGGUGAAACUGAUCAAUUUUUUAUGAAGGAAGAGACAGAAGGACAACCAGAUCAGACAAGCUGGCAACCAGAUGAUUCCGGUGCACAUUUGCAUACUUUGGAACAGCAACCUAACAUGAUCAAUCGGAGACAGAGUACAAGAAACCGUCCACUGACCACUAAAGCACUUGAAGCUCUUGCUUUUGGAUUUUUGAACACUAAACAGAAGCGGAGGUUCGGAGAUGCUUUCCCAUGAGAAAACCCCUUACCUUCUUGUAAUGCCCGUGGUAGGGGGAGAGUUAAUGAGAAUCUUGGCAGUGCUGUUGCUGAUUUGCAUGACUAUGAGAGGGGAGAUGAUCUGUGUAGUGAUAAUGACAAUAUUUUCGCUUCAAAGUAAAAAUUGAGGGAAGAUGGAUCAAAUCUUGGAUUAAAACUUGAUUGAGUGCUCUGAUUAUAGUAUAAGCAUGUAACUUCCAGCAAGUUUUCAUAUGAUAUAGAAGAUUGUCAUCCCCAUUGGCUACUCUGUGAUUUGCCAAGAGCACAAGAAGGUUUAUGCUCUCAACCCUAAGAAACCUGUAUUAGAGAUUUCAUGAAAUCAGAUUGUCCAUGAGACCAUUGGCAUCAUGCAAACAUUCUGGGAAGUAUCAAGACUGAGGAGACAGCGGUAGUUAUUCGUGCAGUUGCUGGAAUUCGAAUUUGAGUGGGAUAAGUUUCAAGACCAGUUGAUUACAUUAUGAUCACGUUUCUCUUCCCAUUGUAGAAUUUAUUUGAGUUCAUUAUAUUCCAACACAGAAUCCACAUUGAUACUAGAGGUUGCUUUAUUUGAUAUGUUUGUUUUCAUUUAAAAUCACCACCCCUUAAUGAAGUGAAAUUUAUGGUCUA
This is a messenger RNA of Mangifera indica (mango), 3960 nucleotides long. RefSeq lists its product as uncharacterized. Bases 836 to 3334 code for a protein of 832 amino acids. The transcript has 3 exons. The record is from RefSeq and is a predicted model, not a curated record. Gene Ontology annotation, cellular component: nucleus. NCBI's taxonomy places the organism in Eukaryota, Viridiplantae, Streptophyta, Magnoliopsida, Sapindales, Anacardiaceae. Gene Ontology annotation, molecular function: transcription corepressor activity.